Molecule: messenger RNA, 1180 nt
Organism: Anastrepha ludens (Mexican fruit fly)
Lineage: Eukaryota; Metazoa; Arthropoda; Insecta; Diptera; Tephritidae
Product: serine/threonine-protein kinase polo-like
Exons: 2
Coding region: 537-929 (130 amino acids)
Biological process (GO): regulation of cytokinesis; mitotic cell cycle; protein phosphorylation
Cellular component (GO): centrosome; spindle pole; nucleus
Molecular function (GO): ATP binding; protein serine/threonine kinase activity
Source: RefSeq, a predicted model, not a curated record
UAAAACUCCGAGACAAAAAAUAAUAAAAAUAACAAAAAAAAAAUGCUAAAUCAAGUUACGAAAAUGGUAAUCUGGCCAUACUGGAGCUAAAAUCACGUAACUAGUUGUCAAAUUCGCUGAGCGCAAAGUAACGGGACCACGAUGGGCGCCAUCUCAUUAUUCUUUGCAUCAUGGUUAUCUAUGUUAUCUAUGCUUGUUUGGCCGCUUGAGUUGAUUGUAAAUUCGUUCUUUCGAUUGCCGCUGUUCUAUUUUUCAUUGAUUGUUGACUUAUUGGUUAAGUAUAAACGUUGUCUAAUUAGUAUUUAUCAAUAAAUAAGCGGCAAGGACGAACGCGUGUGAUUGUAUAUAUUUUACGGCUGGCUUGCUUUAUUUGGCGUAGAUAGAUAUUGCAUAUCUUCUUCGUGCCAUCUGCGUUUGCCGGGAAUAUUAAGUGAAGCGAUUACGAAAGGUAGCGGAUUUAGAUUUAGGUACGGUGGAUCAGUGCAGUAAACGUAAGUGCACGUGUGUGUGUAUAAGUAGCUGAAACUUUGUUCAAGAUGGCACAAAAGACUGAUGAUAAAACGUCUGACAUACCAGAGCGGCUGUAUGAUACAACCACAAGGUCCACCUACAAGCGUCUGAGAUUUUUUGGAAAAGGUGGCUUUGCAAAAUGCUACGAGAUUGUGGAUGUGGAGACCAACAAUGUAUACGCAGGCAAAAUCGUAUCCAAAAAAUUGAUGUUGAUACAUAAUCAAAAAGAAAAAAUGUCACAAGAAAUCACUAUACACAAAAGUCUGAAUCAUGAAAAUAUUGUUAAAUUUCAUAGUUUCUUUGAGGAUAGCUUCAAUAUUUACAUUGUGCUGGAGCUAUGCAAAAAGCGGGUAAGUUUUCUAUAUCUACAAACAAAAUUUCCGUCAUUUACGCGCUCCAAAAAAUUUUUUUGCUCAUAAUGUACUUGGAAACAUUUCGAAAUUAAGAGUUAAAAUACUAGUAACCAAAGUAACUAAAAAAAUGUCUAUCAACUUUUCAGGAUAUGAUACUCCUCAUCAUUGUUAGAUUCGACUAACGGCACAAUGAUGUGACAUUUCAAUUUUUUUGCUUGGAACUUUUUUAAAAAUAUAUUUCUGUAAUUAACACGUUUAAAAAAAAACAAAUAUCAUACAGUGCUGUGAAAAACAAGAGCAACAAAAAAGAGUAAGUG